AUGCCUGCGGUAAUGGCAGGUCCAGUCUCGUUUGCGCCACCGGCGGGCAAAUCGAGCGCAAUGGCAAUCGUCAUCGCGGGAUUCGCUGCGUUUGGAGGAUUUCUAUACGGUUAUGAUACUGGAUAUAUCUCCGGUGUCAAAGCUAUGCCUUUUUGGCUACGGUCCGCUGGUCAGCUAGGCCCUGAUGGCGAGUAUAUGAUCACCACUGGCCAAGAUUCACUUGUCACGAGUAUACUUUCAAUAGGUACAUUUGUGGGAGCACUUCUGGCUUAUCCCAUAGGUGACAGGUAUGGACGAAGGAUAGGAAUUGUACUAGCCUGUGGAAUCUUCUGCAUUGGAGUCGCCCUACAAACUGCUUCGUCCAAGAUAGGUUUAUUCGUUGCUGGACGUGUAUUUGCAGGGCUAGGAGUCGGUAUUACUUCUUGCCUUGUACCUAUGUACCAGUCGGAAUGCGCACCAAAAUGGAUUCGUGGAGGGGUAGUCGCAUGUUACCAAUGGGCUAUCACUAUCGGGCUUUUGGUCGCCUCGGUGACCGUCAACGCAACUAAAGACAUGCCAAAUGCAUCCAGUUACCGUAUUCCAAUCGGAAUUCAAUUCAUUUGGGCAGCAAUCUUAUGUAUCGGUCUGAUGGUAUUACCUGAAUCGCCUCGAUAUCUAUUACUCAAAGGAAGAGAAGAAGAAGCAUGGAAAUCAUUAACUCGUCUCUAUAGCGCACCUUAUGAUGAUCCAGAUGUUCAAGCCGAGUUUUCAGAGAUCUCUGCAAGUUUGGCAAGAGAAAGAGAGAUUGGUAAAACUACUUUGUUAGAUUGUUUUCGAUCUGAUAAACGAAAGAAUUUGUUACGUACUUUAACUGGUAUUGGACUUCAGGGUUGGCAACAAGCUUCUGGUAUCAACUUCUUCUUUUACUACGGGACUACCUUCUUUAAGAAUUCAGGAAUAUCCAAUGCAUUCUUAGUCACUGUCGCCACUAAUGUUGUAAGUGUGAUGACGAUUCCAGGAAUUUGGGCUGUUGACAAACUCGGACGACGAACCAUGUUACUCGGUGGAGCAAUUGUUAUGUUCGCAUGUGAGUUGAUUGUGGCGUGUGUUGGUACGUUCACUUCUCCCGACAAUAUGGCAUCUCAAAAGGUUCUCGUGGCGUUCUCUUGUAUCUUUAUUGGAACAUUUGCGGCUAGUUGGGGUCCUAUCCCAUGGGUCGUGACUAGUGAAAUAUAUCCUCUAGCAACUCGUGGAAAGCAAAUGGCAAUGUCUACAGCAUCCAAUUGGGCAGUAAACUUCCUCAUGGGAUUCAUCACACCUUAUCUGGUUGAUGAAGGUGUUGGUAAAGCCGGUCUAGGAGUCAAGGUGUUUUGGCUAUGGGCAGCAUUCUGCUUUUCUUGUAUCAUCUUCUGUUUUUUCUUGAUUCCGGAAACAAAGGGACUUUCAUUAGAACAAGUCGAAUUACUUUACGUGAAUUCGACUAUUCUUAAAAGUAAUUCUUAUCGUCGAGAGAUGAUUGCAAAUAAUAUGCAUGAAGGAAUGACACCUGCUGAAAAGGCUGUUCAAGAAAAACUAGAAUUGAUUUGA
Messenger RNA from Melampsora larici-populina 98AG31, 1566 nucleotides. RefSeq lists its product as uncharacterized. Gene Ontology annotation, cellular component: membrane. The record is from RefSeq and is a predicted model, not a curated record. Gene Ontology annotation, biological process: carbohydrate transport; transmembrane transport. The transcript is spliced from 20 exons. NCBI's taxonomy places the organism in Eukaryota, Fungi, Basidiomycota, Pucciniomycetes, Pucciniales, Melampsoraceae. The coding region runs from base 1 to 1566 and encodes 521 amino acids. Gene Ontology annotation, molecular function: carbohydrate:proton symporter activity.